AUGGAUGAACUGGAGGUUGCCAUUUUAUGCCUAUAUGGUAAUGAACACAGUAAUAUUAACAAAAAUGAUGCUCAAAAAUAUUGUGAGAAUUUCCAGAAUAGUGCAGAUUGUUGGAAAUAUUGUAUGAGUAAAUUUUUAGAAAGUAAUAAAUUAGAAGUUAAGUUUUUUUGUAUUCAUGUAAUUGUUGAAAAGAUAGGUAGCUUAAAAAUAGAAGAUAUGAUUUUAAUUAAGAAUUCCUUGUAUGAUUAUAUAGAAAAAAAAUAUGUGAAUGCAAAUGAAGAUUCAUGUGUAUUAAAUAAAAUUAUUCAACUUUAUUUAUAUUUAAUAGAAUUUUUAUAUCCUCAUAAUAUGAAUGAUGCUUUUAAAUAUCUGAUUAAUUUAAUUAUGAUAAAUAAUGAUAUAAAUAUUAAAACCAUACAUAUAAAUUUUUUUUUAAAAUUAAUGAAUAUGUUUGAUUCUGAAUAUAUAGAUAAUGUGUGCUCAAAUAAAUCUAUACAAACUACAACCAAUAUAAAAGAAGCUAUAAAAGAAAAUGAUUUACCAAUAAUUAUUGAAUGUUUUUAUUAUAUUAUGAAUUUGAAUAUGCCUGAACCAACCUCUUUAUCCAUAUUUACCUUAUCAAAAUAUGUACCAUGGAUUGAUAUUAAUUAUGUUGUUAAUGAUAAAAUUUUAACCUACAUAUACCAAACAUUAAAUACAACAAAUAAUAUUACAGAAGCUAGUUAUACAUUUCUAACAUCUUUAAUACGUAAAGGUAUGAACCCAGCAAACAAAAUACAGUUUAUUGAAAGUAUAAACAUUAUAUGUAUUUUACAAAAUACACCCAAAAUAACAGAUCUUACAUUUGAUGUAAAUAAAAAUAUUAUGAGCAAAAGAGGAGAAUUAAUUAAUUAUAUAUGUUUAGAAUUAGUUGAAUCAAUUUUUGAAAUAAAUAAAUUGAAAGAUUACCAAAUGAAUAUGUUAAAAUAUAAUGAAAUAUGUACAAAAGCGGCUGAUAUGUUAUUUUUAGUAUUACCACAUGCUUUAGACAUUUUUUCUGUGAAUGAUUUUUAUAUUGCUAGUACUGUGGAAAAGUUCUUUAGUUUAUUCUUUACAAAAUUUAAGAAUGUUAUAGAUGCAGGUUCAUGUACUAACUCUAUAAUGAAGAGUACUUCAAAUGAUUAUGAGGGUGCUAAAAAUAAUAUAACAAAUAAUAUAAGUAAUAACAUAAAUAAUAACAUAACUAAUAAUAAUAAUAAUAAUAAUAAUGCCAAUAGUGGAUAUAAAAUAUCAAUAGAUAAACUUAAUGUAUUUAUUAAUACUUUAAUUUGUACAAUUGUUAAUAAAUUUGAAUACCCAGAAUAUAUACCAGAUGAUUAUGAUCAAGAAGAAGAAGAUGAUGAUGAAUUUUCUACAUUUUUUAAUUUUAGAGAAAACAUUGAAAAAUUAUAUCAACGUUUAAUACUUUUUGAUAAAUUAAAAGCUAUUGAAAUUAUUAAGAAUGCUAUUAUAUAUUUAAAUGAAAAUUAUGAUAAUUUAAAAUGGAAUAAUAUAGAAUCUAAAUUAUAUGCAUUUUAUGUUACUACAUCUAUUUAUUGUGAAUAUAAACAAGGAUCAACAAAUACAUCAAAUAAUAUGAAUAAUAAUACGAUUACUAAUAAUCAAAAUAAAAAUACUAUUAUUAUGAAUAAUUCUUUAGAAUAUUUUAAAAAUAUAAAAGAAGCGAAUGAAGUAAAUAUAGAUUAUAAUAAUUUACUUUUUGAUUGUUUAAUAGAAUUAUUAAAAAACAGAAAAAUAUUAAACUCUACUAAUUAUCAUAUUAAUAUAAAUUUAAUGGAAAUAUUUCAAAGAUUAAAUUUGUUUUUUAUUAAAAAUCCAAAUUAUAUAGAAUAUUCAUUACAUAUAUUUCUUACGAAUGGUAUUAGAAGUAAUAAUAAUAAAAUUGCUAAGAAAGCUGUACAUAUUUUUAAGAAAUUUUUAAAAACAAAUUCAUCUGUAAUUUCAAACUAUAUAAAAGAUAUAUUGCAAUUAUUAGAGUCAUCUUUAGAUAUACCUUAUAUAUAUCCAAAAAUGGACAUUAAUAAUAAUAUAUUAAAUAAUAACAAUAUGAUAUUAGAUGAAAAUACUAUUAAAUAUAUUUAUAGCUUUUUAUAUUCUAGUAAAAAUUAUAACCACGAGUAUCAGAUAGAUAUUUAUGAAAUAAUCGGAUUAUUACUUUUAAAUUAUGAUUUUAAUAAAUUCAAGAAAUUAUCAAAAACUGAUAGUGGUGUCUCCCUACAAUCAAAUAAUAAUUUAUCAAACAAUUUAAUGACAAAUAAUAAUGAUAAUAGAAUUAAUAUCAAUAAUAAUAAUAAUAAUAGUAAUGAUGGACUUAGUCAAAAUAUAAGUGAAGAAAUGGUUGCUAAUUAUAAAGAUCGAAUUUUUUUCUUUAAAGGUAUAUUAAAUAAGUUAUUAGAAAAUUUGUCAGCUGUUAAAAAUUUGUAUUUAAAUUCUACCAAAACACAACAUGAUAAUAUUUGCGCUAGUUUUAUAUCUAGUGUUAUAAUUAAAUGUAUAGGGGCAUUAUGUAAAAAUGUUAAUAUUAAUAUUACUGAUAUUUUAUUAAACGAUUUAGAUAAUACUUUGGGUAUUAUAAUAAGUGAAUCUUUAGAAUUGUUUUAUAAUAAUUACAUUGUUAGAGAUUCUGUGUUAUUUACUUACAGAAUACUUUCUAAUUUGUUUAAAGAUUUAUCACUUAAUUAUACUGUAAAAUUAUUACCAUAUUUUUAUAACAUAUCUUAUAGUAUGAUAAUGAAUAAACUACAGAAAACUAAUGUAGAUAACCAGAAUGCAAACACAUUUAAUAUGACAACUCCUACAUCAUAUCAAAUGGUAGAUGGUGCUACAAAUAAUCUAAUGAAAACAUCAAAUACACAUCAUGAAGAAUUAAAAUAUUUAUAUAAUGAAUUAAAUGAACUUAGUAUAUUAGUAUGUCAUCUAAUUUCAACACAUAAAGAAAAAUCGUUUGAUACUUUUGUUAAUCCAUAUAUAUAUAAUAUAACACAAAUACAUAUGAAUAUAUGGAAAUUUAUUAAUGUCCAAUCAUUAGAAAUGCAAAGAGAACAAAAUUCUGUAUUAUCACCACUCCUAUUAAUAUUGUAUAAUAUAUCAGUCAAUAUUCCAGCAACUAUACACAGUUUCAUGUCUUUUGAACAUAUAGCAUUAAAUCAUAAGCAAUUCUGUGAUAUUUUUUCUAAUGACGAUAUAAUUAAAUCAAAAAUUGCCGACGCAAUUACAAGUAUCCUUCUUAUUUCAUUGAAUUAUAAAAAUACUAGUGAUAUAAAUAUAUGUUUGUAUUCAGCCCAAACCUUAUCGAAUAUGUUAAAUAACGCCACAUGUAUGGCAAACCCAAGCGAGGUGUUGAGUAAAUAUCCCAUAAUGCAAAUUAUCGAUACAUUAUGUUUAACAUUAAAAUCUCUAGAUUACGCAGACCCAAAAAAUAAAAGGAUAAUGCAAGAAGUAAUGAACAUAUUUCGUUUGUUCUGUGGAUUUAAAGUUAGUGCUAAUUGCUUACCAAACAAGAUUAUUGAAAGCUCGCAAAUAUGUUUACAAAAUUCGCUCUUAUCAGUCUUUAAAAAUAAUCCAAAUGACAUAGCAAUUUUGAUACAAGCUAUAAAUGCAAACAACCAACAACAAUUUAGACAAAUUUUAUCAAAUAUAGUUGCUUAA
Molecule: messenger RNA, 3687 nt
Organism: Plasmodium gaboni
Lineage: Eukaryota; Apicomplexa; Aconoidasida; Haemosporida; Plasmodiidae
Product: putative exportin-1
Exons: 4
Coding region: 1-3687 (1228 amino acids)
Biological process (GO): tRNA re-export from nucleus
Cellular component (GO): nuclear matrix; cytoplasm; nuclear pore
Molecular function (GO): tRNA binding; small GTPase binding
Source: RefSeq, a predicted model, not a curated record